Trichomonas vaginalis G3 is the source of this 518-nucleotide messenger RNA. RefSeq lists its product as uncharacterized. Lineage: Eukaryota; Parabasalia; Trichomonadida; Trichomonadidae. The transcript has a single exon. The record is from RefSeq and is a predicted model, not a curated record. The annotation marks the transcript as partial.
AUGAACAAAAACGGAACAGCUAAAAUGAAUGAUAAUCAAAUUAGAGCAGAAGGUAGAAGGUUAUUUAAACGCUUCUAUAACAUUCCUGAUGGUGCUAAUCCUAAAACUCGUAGAAGCUAUUUAAAUGAAGCAAUAGAUGCAUAUGAAGGGUUUGACAUUUCAUCAGAAAGUGAGAGAUUAGCGAGAAUGUUAAAUGUUAAUAUUGAUUUCUAUUAUUGUGAUCCUCAACCAGAAGACGUGGACAUAAAUAAGGUAGACUUUCCAUUAGUGGAAUCAAUAAUGAUAGAUCCAGAAUUUGAAACAGUAAAUAUUUUAUUAACACAGAGUCCAUGUGGAAAACUUCACGCUGACAGAAUAACAGACGUUGAAGCACUCACCGGCUAUAAAGUUUGUCCAUAUUGUAAAGAAGAAGUUUAUUCUAUCCGUGAUGAUCCAGAAAGGAAAAACCAAAGAAGAUUUUUAAAGCAUUGUGAGAAAUGUAAAGAAAAUAAUGGAAGAUUAAUUCAAGACGUUCAGUU